Molecule: messenger RNA, 1362 nt
Organism: Scheffersomyces amazonensis
Lineage: Eukaryota; Fungi; Ascomycota; Pichiomycetes; Serinales; Debaryomycetaceae
Exons: 1
Coding region: 1-1362 (453 amino acids)
Source: RefSeq, a predicted model, not a curated record
AUGGAAGAUGAUCUACCUUUAGACAUCUUACAAGAAAGAUUGAAAAAGAUAAUGAUUAGAUUCUUUAGCAAUCAAACAAAUAGGCAAAAUUUGCUUAGAACAGCCGCAUAUUUAGAUAGUAGUGAAGGAAUUCUUAGAUCCAAUAACUCACAACUUCAGAAUAGCCGUAUAAGAGGCAUGACAGAAAUAGAAGAUGCUUUAGUAACAAGACGAAACAUUCGAAAAAUUGUCUACCAAAUUAUACAUGCUCAAUAUUUCAUUUCUCCACCACCAUUUAUACAAGUGGAAAGAUCAUUCGCAAAUAAUCUAGUAUACCCCUUCAUUUGUAAUCAGGCACGGAAAGAAGCAAUAAGGUUGUUAACUUUAUUAUCAAAUGGUAAUUUAUCAUAUUACGAAAAUGCAAUAGGUGUAUCAAUGCUCUUCAACCUCACAUUACCAACACAUUUGAAUACUACUGGUUUUAAUGAAAAUACUAAUAUGGAUUCUAGGAAAACAAAAGGGACCGUCUCCCAAACAUAUUCAAAUUCAUAUCAUAGAUCAAUCCCUAAUCAAUUUUAUCAACCAGGUAUGUUCGAUAAUGAAUCAUUUCAAGAAAAUGAAGCUUUGAAUGCUCAACAAAUUCCAAUCACUUUUGAACAAUUAAGAGCUAUGCAAUCCUUAUCAUUUGACCUUCUUGAAUUGAAUGUGACAAAUUCUAUAGAAUUCCACUUACUGACGGAUAUCCACCUUACUAUUUUAAAUCCAGUUGCGUCUUUGUUAAACUCGAUUUUUAGAAGAAAUAGGCUAUUUAAAGAUGUUACCGUUUUAUCCCAAACACCGGUUCAUUCUUAUAUUAUUCCGGAUUUUAUUUUCCGGUUAAGAACUUCCAGAGGUAACUAUUAUUUACCUAUAGAGGUAAAGUUUGGAAAUCUAGAUAGGGCCUUUGAAGCUGCUAGAAAUGGUAAUUUAAACGAUAUAGCUGAGUAUGGUGCACAGAUAUCCAGCCAGGCGUUUAGCUGCUAUUCGCCAAUGGCAUUAUUAAUUAGCGAAAAAUACUUAAUUGUAUUUAAAAUUCCAUUUGACCUUGAAAGAGGUAGUUUAAAAAAUCAAUUCUUUGAAAACGUACUCGAGGAUGAACGUACAAUUAAUGAAGAUGACUAUAAACUAGGAAAUUUUGAUGUAACAAUAGUUGACCAUACAAAUGGGCGGAAUCCCUUAGCCUUGACAAUUCUUAAGCUAGCUUAUGAUAGAUUCGAAAAUUAUUCUACAAUAGAGGUGACGAAAGCUAUAAAUAAAAUUUGGCUGGAACAUGCCAAAACACCUGAUAUCAAAAGAAUGAGAGCCAGAGCUCCUUGUUUACCAACCAAUACUAGAAUCCUAUAA